Molecule: messenger RNA, 1186 nt
Organism: Leptidea sinapis
Lineage: Eukaryota; Metazoa; Arthropoda; Insecta; Lepidoptera; Pieridae
Exons: 3
Coding region: 403-1119 (238 amino acids)
Source: RefSeq, a predicted model, not a curated record
CACAUGAUAAAUGCGGUAGAAGACACACAAUGAAGCGAUGUCUCUACGCAACGCCAAGUGAUCAAGCCGUUCACAGAGCACUGGGUCUUGUAGGCAACUGUUGAUAGUUAAGUAUUAAAACACUCAUGUGAUACUAUUACAAGGCGAAGCCGAGUGUGACCCCACAUUCGUGUUUUAAUACCCCUUAUUACACAACAGUUUCAUAAAUAACUAUAACAUAAUAUAUUGUCUUAUAACUAUUAUAAUAAUUGAUAUACAAAUAAAAAUAUCAGAAGUAGACCGGCUUUAAUCUUAUCAAUAUAGGUCGUGACCUACAUUAAGAAAUCCAAUUAUGUAUGUAGGGUACCUAUUACAAUAUUUAAUAUUGAUAUAUUCUCUUCGAGUCGCUGCAAACUGUACAAUAUGUUGCUCAAAUUAUUAGCAAUAUCUUCAAUCACGUUAGCAUUUCAAGGAGACGAACAUAACGACGAAACUGUUUUGUUCUACUACGGCUUAGAGGAGAGUGAGCGUGGUCUCCCGUGGUGCGGUGCGAGUCAGGUCUGCUCGGCGUUGCUGCCACGAUACUGGCGACCCCGUGCUCUACUCCGGCUGUGUCGCUGCGCCCGUCGCCAGCGCUGUGACACAGUCGCCCCCCAACAACGAUUACUCGAACUUAACAACCGCGCACAUUUGCAGUUCUGCAAGCCCGUGAGCGAGAUAGCGGAGUGCGCAUACAACGACACGGCUCUGAUCGUCGACACGCACCAGGAGCGAAUGAAUCCGGACGAGAUAGAGAUGAUGCACCACAACAACGUGCACCUGGCACCGCCAAAGAUUAUUCUAAACUGCCGAUGCAGACUCCCCAACUACUGGAAGCUGAAGAGCCAUGAGAACACGAUGUUCUCCUACCAAUGUUCCUCGCUGCCUCUGUGCAAAACCGGCGACUUCUGCGGUCACGUUGACAACGAUUUCUUCGCGCUCUACCAGUCGUGUCUGUGCCCCAAGAGACACAUCUGUGUACACGACGGGGGUGUCCCGCACACUAUUAUAUCGGAGCUGAUGUACCGCGGCAGAGGAUGGAAGGCUCAUUGUCGAAUGUCAACUUAUAAUAGUAGCGACCAAGACUAUGAUUAUAGCUAAUUUAAUAAUAAUAAUAAAGACUUUAUUUACAUUCCUUAAUUAAGUACAAUGUUUCCUUGCUAACUAA